This is a messenger RNA of Alternaria ventricosa, 1116 nucleotides long. RefSeq lists its product as uncharacterized. Lineage: Eukaryota; Fungi; Ascomycota; Dothideomycetes; Pleosporales; Pleosporaceae. The coding region runs from base 1 to 1116 and encodes 371 amino acids. The record is from RefSeq and is a predicted model, not a curated record. The transcript is spliced from 2 exons.
AUGCCAACUAGUCUACGCGACCUCUCGCCAUUCAAGGGUAAACCCCUCUGGGAGCCCGACGACGAUGAAUGGGCCGAGCUAGACGCUACUCAAAUCUCCUCCACUUUCAAAGCGACCUUCAAAGAACCCAGCCAACGCAGUCCGCAAAAGUCGACCAACACCAGCACUCUAUCCCGCUUCAGCGCCACACUGACAUCCCUCCUCCCCUCGUCUCCCACAAAACGCGCUUCCGAUGCCCUCCUCCGCGAAGAAGAAGCCCUGCGAGACAGACUGGAAGAACUGCAGAACACAUACUACUCCAACCCUGCCGGCGACAUUUGCGACAAAGUCAUGAACUCUGUCUUCCUGCCCGGCUCCCAGUACUUCCACUGCGACCAGAGCAGAGAUUCUGUCCGCAGCCCCCACGUCAUCAACCUAGAAGCGUAUUUCAACAGUCAAGACACGCUGGUACAAGCGGCUUACCCGCGUCUCAGCGACGCCAUCGCCACCAUCCUCAGUCACACGAACAAGGAGUGUGUAGAAGCGUUCCUAGACCCACGAGUGGAGGAGUUCGUGUACAGAAGGGAGGUGGAGAGGAAUAAAGCAGGGAGUAUCUUUGUGAUUAGGAGAAAAGGCAAUACCGUCAUCAUACAACAGGCAGGCUCCUACCGCAACCUAGGCUUCUCACUCUCCUGGACCCUCUACGUCAAAGCCGUGAUCGGCGCAACAGGACUAUGGUACGACACCUAUGCUUCGCCCGUGGCAGGCUCGACACCAAUCGUCGAUGGCGUACCAGCUUGGGAUACUUUUGUACCUAUUGGGACUGAAGACCCAUGUCUCUCUCUCCAACUAUCACCCGAAAUCACCCAACCCAACAUAUCGCCCCGCAAGAUCAUCUUAGCCAGUCCUGUUCCGCGCAAGGAAGAUAUGGUAGAGGAAGACGACGAGAUCAUUCCUACGAAUGAGAAGUUUGUGCUGUAUCAGAGCAGGACGCUUGCGAGGUAUCUGUUGAGGGAUGUCUGGAUUAGGCUUGAGGGGCGGUAUGAGUGUAAGGCUACGUGGGAGGUUGAUGGGGUGGGGAGGGAGGUCAGGCUGAGGAGGGCGUUGGUGGGGUUUGGAGAUGAGGAUGAUGAGUAG